AUGGGAAAUCACUACUCUAGAAGAAAAACUCGGAAACACAUCACUACUGUUACCUCCAUCAUCCUUCUACUUCUUUUGUUUCUGUUUCUUUAUGCUAAAGCUUCAUCGUCGUCUUCUCCUGAUACUCGUCAUCACUCAACUCAUGGAAUCUUGAAGAAACCUGAAAUUUUGGAUCCAAAGCUUCAUGAUCUUAAUUCCAACGAUGCGUCAAGAGGAUCGAGACAUACAAAUGAAGGUGGUGAAAAUGUUUUUGAAGGUGACAAGAGAAGGGUCUUCACAGGUCCGAAUCCUUUGCACAAUAGAUAA
Molecule: messenger RNA, 306 nt
Organism: Microthlaspi erraticum
Lineage: Eukaryota; Viridiplantae; Streptophyta; Magnoliopsida; Brassicales; Brassicaceae
Source: the annotation of a GenBank genome assembly